Monosiga brevicollis MX1 is the source of this 1410-nucleotide messenger RNA. RefSeq lists its product as uncharacterized. Bases 1 to 1410 code for a protein of 469 amino acids. Gene Ontology annotation, cellular component: mitochondrion. The record is from RefSeq and is a predicted model, not a curated record. The transcript has 11 exons. Gene Ontology annotation, molecular function: GTP binding. Lineage: Eukaryota; Choanoflagellata; Craspedida; Salpingoecidae.
AUGGCUGCGGUGCCUCCUUUCACAGCCUGGACCCUGCCCGUCCCGGACUCUUGCCUGAUCUCCACAACUUGCCAUGUACUAGGCUAUCUCCCUCCCGAUGCCUUUGAGCAACACCAGCAAGCGCUCGCGGCUUGGGCGGACCGACCAGCGGCUCCUGCCCAGCGCUCCCGCAACGUCGAGACAGACGUGGCAGCGUGGGAUGAUGGCUCAGCUGCGGCACUGGGCCUUGCCAACCUCGAUGAAGUGCCAGUGAAGAGUCUACGGCCGCCCAAACGCCCAACGCCUCCACUCUGUCGCACCUGCUUUCGCUUGGUACGAUACGGCGAGAUUGGACCGCUGAAUGACACCUUUCACGAAGCCAUGCAAGAUGUGCGGCGCCGCCUCUCACCAAAGGAUAUUCUCCCAGUCUUGGUUGCGGACAUGAGUGAUUUCCCGGCCGCUCUGGCCCCCGCGCUCGUCGAAGCAACGGGGGGCACGGCCGCCCUGGUUCUUACAAAGGCGGAUCUUUUGACGGGCAAGGUCCAGUGCCACAACGCAGCCGCUUACAUGCUUGCUGUCCAGUCUUCGUGGCAGCAUGGCACACUACUGGGAAAGGCUCGGCGAGCAGCCGCCAAUGCUGGACUAAAAGCCCCCCAUAUUUACUUGACCUCGUCUCUCAAAGACUUUCGCGUGGGCCCUACGUUUCGGAAGCUGGCCGAGCUAGCUCAAGAACGGGGACAGGCACUCGUGUUUAUCGGUUGCUCCAAUGCUGGCAAGUCGGCGCUCAUCAAUGCCGUGCUGUCGGGGCCCCAGCGAGCUACAGUUUCGCCGACCCCAGGCACUACACAGGCACUACAGGAGUAUGAACUCAUCCUCGACCAACGGGUCCCCCGUCUGCGCACCGUGAGCCGCGUGGCUCACGCAGAGUUAGCCGUUGAGCACCUUGCCGGAACAAAGCGCCCCAUUCCCGUGUUUGACACGCCCGGCUACCUAAACAACGCCCAGCUCUUCAAUCGCCUACCGAGCCGCGACGCUGCCCUUCUGCAGCAGCGUCAGUAUGCCCGUCCCUUUGUGACCAUGCUCAAGCCCGGGCAGGCAGUGCUCUUUGGUGGAUUGGGUUGGCUCGAAGUUCUGACCGACUCUUGCCGCGUGCGUGUUUCCACGGCUGUGAGUGGGGGUAUUCAAACGCACGUGACUCGCAGCGAGCGGUAUGAGGAGUUUGAGCAUCACGUCGAGCAUUUCACAAGUUCGCGCGAACAGCCCUGUCUUGAGCUGGCUGUCGCUGGUCUCGGAUUUCUUGUCCUCACGCCAGAGCGCUGGGGCGCCGGUGCCAGCAUCCGCCUUACUCUACCCCCCGGCAUACAUGUGUGUCAGCGAGAGUCAUUGGACCCAGACCUGCGGCGCAUGAGUCAGACGAGGGGCAAGCGAUAA